Molecule: messenger RNA, 7464 nt
Organism: Cheilinus undulatus (humphead wrasse)
Lineage: Eukaryota; Metazoa; Chordata; Actinopteri; Labriformes; Labridae
Gene: epb41l2
Product: erythrocyte membrane protein band 4.1 like 2
Exons: 25
Coding region: 270-3449 (1059 amino acids)
Biological process (GO): cortical actin cytoskeleton organization
Cellular component (GO): cytoskeleton; plasma membrane
Molecular function (GO): actin binding; structural molecule activity
Source: RefSeq, a predicted model, not a curated record
GGAAGCAGACGCAGAGCUGCGAUGGAGAGAGAGAAGAGGAUGGAGGAGAGAAAAUGGCAAUGACAGUUUGUAGGGCAGGCAUUUUGCUGAGAGGUGGGGAAGGAAAGUGAAGGAACAGGAGGAUAGAAAAAGAAAGAGAAGAAGAGCAAAAGAAGGUGAAAAUAAACAGAAGGGAAAAGGGAGGUGGAAAAGUAAAGAAGAGAGGAUAAAGGGAAGGAGUUAAAGGGAAUAGAGAGAAACAACAAGCAACAAUAGGUUUACGGGUCACGAUGACAACAGAAGCGGGCUCUGAGACAGAGGUGAAGGAGAAAGCGGAAGAGUCAGCCGCACAGCCAGAUGAAACGGAUAAGGCAAAGGAAGAUGGUAAGGAAGCAGUGAACGCGGCAGAAGAAGAUAAGGAAAAAGAGGACAAGGAGAAGGAGAAGGAGAAGGUGAAAGAGGGGAAGGAGGGAAAAGGAAUUUCUCGAUAUCUGCCAACAUGGCUUAAGAAGCAGAAAUCUCAGAGCCAGACCUCCCCGACCAAGGAGGCCCCGCCCACAGAAGAAGCUGUAAACAAGGCGACGCAAGAAGAGGAGGGGCCGGCCCCUGAAGUGAAUGGUCACGCAGAGGAAGUGGAAGAGAAAGAGGCUGUAAAGUCAGAGCAAGUGAAGGAAAAAGAAGCAGAAUCUCAUUCCAACGCCAGUGCAGACACUGAGCCUGCAAAGGAAGAAAAGGUGGAGGAGAGCACUGAGAAGGGGCCUGAAGAGACCAAGGACACAGCAGCAGCAGCAGAGGGGGAAGGAGCAGAGGAGCAGAAAAAGGAGCAGGAAGGACAGGCAAACGGUGAAGAGGAGGGAGAGGGAGGAGGAGGAGAAGGCCAGACCUCCAUUUUCCAGUCUCCUCUUCGCCUGGUGAGGAGGAACAAGAUGAAGCUGGUGGUGUGCCACGUGAACCUACUGGAUGGCACUGACUUCUCCUGUGAGGUGGAGAAACGUGCAAAGGGCCAGUUCUUGUUCUUUAAGGUGUGUGAGCAUCUGAACCUUCUGGAAAAAGACUACUUUGGUCUGACAUACAUAGACAACCAUGAACAGAAGUGCUGGUUGGAUCCCACCAAGGAAAUCAAGAGACAGAUACGCAGUAACAACUGGCAGUUUGCAUUCAAUGUCAAGUUCUACCCUCCUGACCCCUCACUGCUCACUGAAGACAUCACCAGAUACCUGUUGUGUCUGCAGCUGCGUGAAGAUGUGGCAACAGGUCGGCUGCCUUGCUCAUUUGUCACCCACGCUCUGCUGGGGUCCUACACACUGCAGGCAGAAUUUGGUGACUACGAACCGGACCAGCCUCGACCUCUGGACUACAUCAGCCAGCGGACCUUUGCACCCAAUCAGAACAAAGAGAUGGAGGAGAAGAUUCUUGAACUCCACAAGUCUCACAGGGGGAUGACACCAGCGCAGGCCGACACCCAGUUUCUAGAAAAUGCCAAGAAAUUGUCCAUGUACGGAGUGGACCUGCAUCAUGCUAAGGAUUCUGAGGGUGUGGACAUCAUGCUAGGUGUGUGUGCCAAUGGGCUUCUGGUUUACAAAGACAGACUGCGGAUAAAUCGCUUUGCCUGGCCUAAAAUACUCAAGAUUUCAUACAAGAGGAACAACUUUUACAUCAAGAUCAGACCAGGAGAGACAGAGCAGUUUGAGAGCACGGUGGGCUUCAAACUCCAGAACCAUCGAUCUGCCAAAAGGCUGUGGAAAGUCUGUGUGGAGAACCACAGUUUCUUCAGGUUAAAUGCACCAGAAGCUCCCACCAAGGCCCGCUUCCUGACUCUGGGCUCCAAGUUCCGUUACAGUGGGCGAACUCAAGCCCAGACCCGCGUGGCCAGCUCCCUCAUAGACCGACCUGCACCCAGCUUUGAACGCACCUCAUCCAAACGCAUCAGCCGCAGUCUGGAUGGAGCACCUAUGAUUAGCAUAACAGAAGCUGGCAGGGACACAGCCGAGAAUGGACGUGAUCCCCACCUGGAGCUCCACUCUGACAACAAGGUCAAGGAGGUCGACUUAAGCCCUGUUGAUGCAGAUGCAGCGCCCACCCAGCAGUCACCUGGAGCCAGUGAGCUCGCCCCCUCUCAGAGUCCAAUGAGAGUGCAUGGGGACAAUAUUUAUGUGAGGCACAGUAAUUUAAUGUUGGAGGACCAUGAUAAGACCCAAGAGGAGGUCCUGAAACACCAAGCUAGCAUUAGCCAGCUAAAACGCUCCUUUAUGGAGGCGCCACCUCCCUCUCCUCCUCAGCCCAACCAGUGGGAGAAACGUCUCACCUCCUCCCCCGCUACAACGAUACGUAUUCAGCAGCAACAAGUGGUGAGUGUGCCCAAAACGGAAGCAGCAGCCGCCGCUGAUAACUCGAUCUCUGAUACCAAAGAACCUGCAAAGACAACCGAAGUCGAAAUCGAAGAAACCGUUGUCGUCCAAGAGGUUUCCAAAGCCCCCAAACCAGGAUUUGUUACUGUUACCAUCAGCUCCCCUGAAACUAAAGAGGAGGAGUUGAAAUCCGAAGAGGAGGCAGCUGCUGUUUUAGCAGAGGGAGCAAAAGCAGCGGUGAAGCAAGAGAGCAUUUCAUCUGAGAGCGAGAGUGAAGAAGAAGCAGAGUACCACCCAAAUGUGUCCGUGUCUUUCUCUAAUACACGAAUACCUGAAGAGAGGGAGGAGGAGGAGGAAGAGCAGGAGAAGAAAGAGGAGGACACGUCAGCUCCAGACGCUCCUUCUCUGCCAACAGAAGUCAGUAAACCUGAAGAGUCAACCAUCAAAGAGGUAGAGGAGCCCAAAGAAGAAGAUGAAGAGAAGAAGAAGGAGGAGAAAGAGAGUGAGAAGGAGACAGAGACGAGCACUGACGACCCAAUGAUGACGCCUGAAGAAGCCCCUAACGGUCUCGCCCUGCCUGAGGAGAACAUUAGCGCAACUGUGGCUCCUACAACAGCAGCAGCAGUAGAAAAAGAAGAGCCGCAAAUGAACGGGGAAGCCUCUCUGGUUGAAGCAGAAGCUCGGCCGCAGGUUAUUUGUUGCUCUGAGCCACCCGUGGUAAAGACAGAAAUGGUGACUAUAUCAGACACGUUUGCAGCCCAGAAAACUGAGAUAGCUACAAAAGAAGUGCCCAUCGUACAUACGGAAACCAAGACCAUCACAUACGAGGCUGCACAGCUGGAUGGGAAUGGUGACGGCGAGCCAGGAGUGUUGAUGACUGCUCAGACAAUCACCUCUGAAUCUCUCUGUACAACUACAACCACACACAUUACCAAGACGUUAAAGGGCGGCCUAUCAGAGACGAGGAUUGAGAAACGCAUCGUCAUUACAGGCGACUGUGACAUCGACCAUGACCAGGCACUGGCCCAGGCCAUUAAGGAGGCCAAAGAGCAACAUCCUGACAUGUCUGUCACCAGAGUGGUGGUUCAUAAAGAAACUGAGCUGGCUGAGGAGGAGGAUUGACAGAACGCAGAGCUGAAGAGCCCAUCAUGACUGUUUUCUCUGUUGAUGUCAAACGACCUUCAUCACCCUACGACAACCCACCAUGACUGACCAAGGAGAAGAAGAAAAGCUGGAAAACAGGAGCAGGAGUUGUAACAAAAGAGGGAAGAUGUUGAUAUCUUCCCGGUCGGUCUUUCUUACACAUCUUUGAUGCAUCUAAACCCCCCUCACUCCAAAAAAAAAAAAAAAAAAAGAAAGAAAGAUAAUAUCCUCACUCUUUCUGAGGCAAAGAAACUAGAACCACUUUGUUAGUUUAACAUUUGUAGUGUGUUUUUAUUUUUUUUAAUAGUGCUUUUUUUUCCUUAACUGUCUUACAAAAAGAAAGCAGAUAGUGUGCCGGUCGUGUAAUGCAAGAGAUAAACGCUGUAGGGAUGCACUGAUAACCAAUCAUGAUGCAAUACAUGGCUAAAUUCAUAAUUUGUCAUUUUUUUAUCUCAAGUUUUUCCACGUAUACCUGUGACUUUAAAGAGGCUUUAAAAAGUGUCAGAAGCAAUUCAAAUGAGCGUCAGGUUUUUACUUGGAGUCUGUAUCAGCAGUGAAAGAUGGUAUUGGUGCAUUCCUGACAAAAACUUAUUAAAUUACAGCUCCUACUUCAAUGAUCAUGGUGCAUAUGAAAGUUUUAUGAGAAAACUCAGUAAUUUCAUUUUUUUACAGUGUAGUGAAAAAGUGGCUCAUUCAGAUGAAGCAUGGUCUUAUGAAUGAUAGAACCAAGUGUUUUAUUAAAGAAUUCAGGAUUUGGGGAGCUGUAAUUUAAAAAUGGCAGUAAAAAAACACAAUGAAGCAGGUUUAUGAAUUUUUAUGAUUCUGUGUUUUAUUUUCUGUGUAUGUAUAGUUAUUCAGCCACAUUCCUCGUGUGUUUACUCACCACUUAGUCAGCUCAUGUUCAGUUCAUCUCACUUUUUACUCCACUAUAAGACAAAAAAGGCAUUUUAUCAUUUAGACAGGAGAUUGGAAUAAACCGGAUUUUAUUUGGGUUGUUGGGUUUGACUUAAAUAAAGCUUGAGAAGCCAAAUAAUGCAGCUGGGAUUAUUUUCUAUUUGAUACUGUACUUCAAUUGAGCUGAAGAUGAGCUAACUUAAAGCUGGUGUCUAUGACUUUGUGUACAGUUCAAAUGAAGGUUUUUAGAUGGGAGCAGUUAUGCAGCUUUUUCAUUAGUGGAACGCUCUCCCUGGGCCCGCCCACUGUACGACAUUAGCCAUUCCUAUUGGGCCACAGGGGAGCAAGGGAGCAGAUUUUAGAUUGGGAGAGAGGACCAGUAACUGAAACUAAAUUGGGAGAUAGAGGAGGCUUUGUACAGUACAAGCUUACAAACUGGGAGUGAUAGAAGAAAUCUGGGUAACGAUGCAUGUGCCAGUCAUGUGACUUUGCAUCUUGAGGUGAGCUAAUAAGGCAGUUUUUUUUGUUUAAUCUUUAAUCCUGAAUUUGUAAAGUUUUGCGCUCAAACAAGCACAGGUACCAAAAUGACUUGAAACCAGUUCAGAAUUUUCUCCAUCAGAGCCUGCUUGUCUUCAGUUCAGCACUUAAUUUCACUCCCAGCUUCAAUGUUUCAUACAGGACUAGAUAACGGCAACACAACCUGCUCAAAACAACAAGAUCUGGGAUUCAAUUCAGCAUGUCUUCACAUGGUUUAAUCUUAAGAGUGAGUCUAGAUAGAAGGCUAUUGUGAUGAUUGGUUUGAGAGUGUGUAGAAAACAGAUUAUUCUGAACGUCAGGAUAUAAUUCUUUGACUCGAUGCUGGCGGCUCUGCGACUGUUACAACCAAAUAUUCUUCAGCGUUAAAGCUCCUGUGAAGAGUUUGUAUUGUGUUGUGAAGCAGACUGAAAUGACUAGCGAUGCCUCUAUUUGAGCUAUGCUGUUUUCAAUGCCUGUAACCAUGGCCAUGGGCUUGAUAUCAGCAUACAUACUUAGAUUUUUCAAAUAUUCACAGGUAGAUACAUGUAACUGUUCAAAGAAAGCAGGUUGAGAUUUUUUUUGUCAUGUAAGGGCACAUUCACACUAGGCCCAUUUAACCUUAUCAUCCUGAAACAUUUGUCCCAAGCUGGAAAGCACUCGCAUUGUUUCAGGCCCAAUUAGACAUGAUUGCGCAUAAUACAACGUAUGUGUGGCUUUGUUUACAAGAAGAAUGAUCUCAGAGCUAUCACAGUGGAGAGCUACAGAGAACAUGACAGCAACUUUACUCACUUUCUAACUUAUUUUGAGUCAUUUUGGUCACAAACACUCCUUGAUUUCUGUAUUUUGCAUGGCAGUGCAUCAAUUUGCUCAGAUUAUGUCAUAUCUAUGUUGCGUACACAUGCUUGUGCUGCCGCACUGUGCCGAAGUCCACCUCUUUGAACUGCCAAGGAAGUGUACCGUUCUUAAGCACUUACACUAGUGAGACAAACUCAAAUUUGGGUUGAAACAUGCUUACCUACCAGAUUACCUAGAGUGAGUGGCUCCUGACAGCCGAUAGAAGACAUGGAAAACUCACUAAAGAGGUAAAACACACCAUUUUGUCCACAGGGGUCACAAAUAUCAACCCAAACACAAAGCUCUUCACAGGAGCUUUAGUAUGGAAAUCCUUUAAAGUUACAAAAUCACAUUCAGGUGAAUUCAGUGUGAUUCAACCACACAAGAAAAAUCUCUUAGUCUGCUGGUACACUACAAACACAUGGAAACUUCUACAGCAGAACUGUAAAAUGCAGCUUAAAGGGAAAUGAUCGGAGGGUUUGAAGUGCUUUUGAAACCCCCAAAUGAAUUCUUUACAUGUUUCAUUCAUUUUCUGUCUGUGUCCCUUCCAUUCAGAGCUCAGCAGAAGAUAUCUACAGUACUGCAGCUCUAUGUAAAUAACGGUGGAUUCAGUCAGAGGGAAGGUGCUUGAUCUGAAGCAUUUACAUGACACAAUCAGAAACGUGUUUCUUGAAAUUUAACUGAUUGUAAGCAAAGAGUGCCACAGAUGAUUCUAAAAACAUUCCGCUUUUACCUUCCUAGAUUAGUCUGAUCCACGACAUUUUGAAUUGGAGUCAACAGAAUAUUUAAUCUUUUUUUUCUACUGAAGAUGGAGUGGUAAUGACAGUCUUGGCUUUCAUUGGGAAACACUGGUCUGACCUCUACUAUGCAGUGAAAUGACAUUCCAGGUGAGGGGGAUGCUUUAAUUUCUGACCCUCUUGCAAAGAAAUGAAUCAUCAGAAAAAUGUUUAAAAACUAUCUCUAGGCAGCUUUGGAAGCUUUCGCUCCUAAAAAAAUAAAAUCUGUAGCCGUAUUUGUAGAUUUUCUCACAAGUAUGUCGUCUUUCUCUGUGAAGCUGGUCUUAGUUGUCAAAAGGUGGGACUUACUGUGCGCUCUCUUGAAUAUUUGUAAUGUCGUCACCACUACGAAUAAUUUCCACCACUGAUUUUUUUUUUUUGUACAAUUAGCCCUGAGUUUAGCCUCUCUUCAGGGGUUUGGGCUCUGUUUUUAACCCAUGACAGGAGCUUUGGGGCAGUGAGGCUGAGGUUUUCCAAAAUGUAGACUGAAAAAAUACUCUCAGAAAUUAAUGUUUUUCCAUCAGUAAUUUUAAUAGAAUAAAAAAAACAACACAGAAUUUAAAAAGUGUCAUUACAGACAACCUAUGAUGAUUCAACGCCAGCUGUCUUUCAAACUGUCAGGGAUUUCAGCAUGGAGACGUUACAUAGGGAAAUAAUAAACUACACUGCCAAUAUAUUGGAUUUUCAUCCAUACAGUAACAUCUCUACAAGAGGCUUCAACAAUGAUUGGACUACACUCUCAGGCUAUGUUACAGUUAGUCUGUUGGUUAAAACCAGCACAAUUUUGUAACACUUUAUAAAGAAACACAUUUUGGAAACCCACCUGCAGCUGCCUCAUUGUUCCCCUUUUAGCCAACCAAUGAUCACUGUAUGUUUUUUCUAUCUAGCAGCUUGAUUGUCUUGUGUCUCCCAACACGCAGUCACACCUCCCCCUGUGUAACACUGUUUAAAUAAAGGAUUGUUAUACUCUGAAA